Messenger RNA from Geosmithia morbida, 2955 nucleotides. Its product is annotated as protein of unknown function (DUF2014). Gene Ontology annotation, molecular function: protein dimerization activity. The record is from RefSeq and is a predicted model, not a curated record. Gene Ontology annotation, biological process: positive regulation of transcription by RNA polymerase II; SREBP signaling pathway. Bases 1 to 2955 code for a protein of 984 amino acids. Lineage: Eukaryota; Fungi; Ascomycota; Sordariomycetes; Hypocreales; Bionectriaceae. The transcript has 2 exons.
AUGACAGACGACGAAGCUACCAACAAUCUGUUUGGGUUCGACGGCUCGAGCCAGGGCAUUCUAGACGAUCGCUCUGCGUCGACCGACAUCAACACCGACAACUCCUACACCUCUGACGAUGCUCAGUUCGACUCUUCCGCCUGGGAGUUCCCUGACAUGCCCUUCACCUUUGGCGCCCCAUCAUCAGCAUCCGGUGGCAUGGACCCUAGCUACCCAGCUUCCGUAUGGGACUCGCCACCCUUUGACAUGCAACAGUCCCCGUCUCUAGGCUUCGAAGACAGCGCAUCCUCCAACAAUGAUGCCAUGUUCCUCUUCGGACCACCUGUCGUGCCUCAGCAACAACUGCCCCAGCAGCAGCAGCAGCCGCCGCAGCAGCAGCAGCAGCAACAACAGCAGCAGCAGCAGCAGCAGACACAACCUACGCCCGUCAAGCCCGAGCGUAUGGCUGCCACCAUCCUGACGCCUGCCGCCGAGGAACAGCUACGCAACAUCGCCAUGCCUCCUCAUCUCCAGUACCACUCGCCCAAGAGUGCCUCAAGCCCAGACUCCCUCACAUCCAAGCAAGGAUCUAAGACUAAGAACCAGAAGAAGAGGAAGGCCUCCGAGGAAUUGGAAGAUGACGAGGAGGAGGACGAGGACGGCAAGCCCGUCAAGAAGACGUCCCACAACAUGAUUGAAAAGAGGUACCGCAACAACCUCAAUGAUAAGAUCUCCGCCCUGCGCGAUGCCGUCCCCAGCCUACGUAUCAUGUCUAAGAGUGCACGAGGCGAGGAUACCUCGGAGGAUCGCCAGGAGCUGCAUGGCCUCACCCCGGCACACAAGCUUAACAAGGCUACAGUCCUAAGCAAAGCAACCGAAUACAUCUGCCACCUCGAGAAGCGCUACAACAGACUCCAGGAAGAGAAUGAGACCAUGCGUGCGAGGAUAGCCGCGUUCGAGAAGCUCUUCAUGGCUGGUGCUAUGAAUGGCUCCAUCGGUCAGACGCAGCCCCCGUCCACGCCUAUGCAAUACGCCGCCCAGGACAGCCGAGGGCAGCAGCAGGAUUAUUCAAAAUCACCUGCCUCUUCGCAAGACAGCUCCUCGGGGCCGUCUGGCAUGAUCCAGGUCCCCGAUGACAUGAAGCGUAUCCUGGCCGCCCAGAUGGCCGCCGGACAGGCCUACCCCAUCCCUCAGCAGCAGCUCCAGCAAGGCAUGGUUCAGCAGCAGCAGAUCCAGCAGCAGCAGCAGGAGCAGCUCGGCCGCUGGGGCAACGCCUCUCCCUAUCUCGGUAAACUGAUGGUCGGAUCGCUGGCCGGUCUGAUGAUCAUCGAAGCCGUGUCGGAGACGGAGACGAGUAACGAGGAACCGCAGGGUCGGGGACUCUUUGCACUUCCCCUGCACCUGCUGGGUCGCCUCACAACCUCUCUCGAUUUCAACCUGAUGGGCUACCACGUCCAUACGUCGCUGAAGCUUCUCCUUCUCGCCGGCACACUUCUGUGGGUCUUUGUGCCCUCGCUGUUUGCCUCGUACGGCAGGACGCCCAAGAAGCCACAGCAGCUGUCUAUGCUGCAGCCCGCCCCUUCGCUGGCGUCCUCCAUUCAGGUCCGCCGACAGGCCUGGCUGACGGCUGCCCAAUCGGUCUGGAUCCCCCGUCAGAAUUUCCUUCUAGAGGCCUCUGCCCUCCUGCUCAAGGUUGUCAAGGUGAGCAUCCUCAAGCUCGUGGGUGCCCACGGCUACCAGCUUCUCAGUGGGGCGACGGCUGACCAGGACGGUGCUCGCGCCAAGGCCUGGUCCAUCGCUAUUGACUCGCAGCUUGCUGGCGGCGACAUCGAGAUCAACAAGAGCCGCCUCAUCAUGACCUUCCUCGCAUCCGCCGCGCUGCCCUCCACACCAGCCAGGCUCAUGCUCAGGUCGCUCCACAUCCGUAUCCUCCUCUGGGACCUUGGACAGCACAAGUGGAACGGUGUCACCCACAGCCUGGCCGCGCGACUCGCCCGGUCAAGGUGGGAGAAGGCUCGCCAGCUGAACCGCGCCCUGAUUGAGAACCACCGGACGACGUCGACGUCGCACGAGGACGAGCUCCCUGACCACCUCGCCCAGCUCGUCGAGCAGGACUGCGACAGCGUCCUGAACUCGCGCCUCAUCCAGCGCGCCCACAACCUCGCCUUCAACAGGGACACCCGACACGGCGUCGAGAAGCCCCUCGACGGCAUGGACUCGGUCGUCGAGGACAUGGCCAUCGGCACGCCCAUGGACGCCGUCUCUGCCUGGUGGUCCACCCAGCUCCUGCACGAGGCGCUGACGUCGACGCUGGACAAGAACGAUGACGGCCCCGUCUCCCGGGACGCCAAGGUCGACCUAGCCAUCCACACGGCGCCGGUUGGCUCCGUGGCACAGACACGCGCCAUCGUGGCCCGCGCCGCUCUCUCCGACGAACACCGUGGCUCCAACAUUGCUCUGGCCCUCCAGACGGUCGGCACCGACAAGAUGGGCGCCCCGCUACGCACCUCGGCCUCGACGGUCGGGGACCUGUCCGGCAGCCUGUCCGCCACGAUGGCCCCGGCCUCGAGCCCGGACAUGCAGCUGACGCUCCGCUGCGCCACGGCCAUUGCCCACCUGCGCCGGUUCGAGAGCAAGAACACGACGGCCAACCCCCAGUACCUCCAGGCCAUCGAGGCCGUCACCAUCCCCGCCGACUCGUCGGACAUGUCCGUCGUCGGUUUCACGGCCGUCAUGGAGCUCAUCGAGCAGUACUACCAGAACAAGACUGCCGCCGAAGCAUCGUCGGCCUCGCUCGAGAGGCUGGCCGGCGGUCUCCGCCUGUGGAUCGGCGGCCCGGCCGGCGACGACUGCGGCCUCAGCGCCAUCGUCCGCCACAAGGUGGUGGACAGGUGUCUCUCCAUCACCAAGAGCCUCGUCGGCAUGGAGGUCGACACCGGCUACGGCAGUCUGUCUGACGAAGAAGUUGAGGCUUAA